This is a messenger RNA of Symbiodinium sp. CCMP2456, 2196 nucleotides long. The record is from the annotation of a GenBank genome assembly. NCBI's taxonomy places the organism in Eukaryota, Dinophyceae, Suessiales, Symbiodiniaceae.
AUGCUGGGGAAAGUUCACUGCGGAUGCAUUCUACAGGCAUUUUCCUCGUCAAGUGGAUGCGAUGAAAACCAUCCGCAGCUGGGACGGCAGCAUUGCCACAUUAUUCUGCAUGUGCUCGACAUAACGAGAUAUGCAGUGCGAGAAGGUGAGCAAGUUGAGGAUGUGGAAUUACUGGGCGAGGGGAGCUUCUCCAAAGUGUUCGGGCUCGGCCCAGUUGCUGCGAAGGUCAUCAGUGAAAACGAACGGCCGUGGGUACAUAGGGCAGCGGUCCAAAACGGGCUUCUUGCCGACCUGCACGGCUACGGCCCAGCAAUUUUUGGACAUGGCCGUGUGCAGCAGGAUAUGGGCGGACACUUCAGAGGUACGGUGGUGCUCAUGGAGAGGCUCUACCCUGCUGGUGAGGAUUGGUCCGACACAGACACAGACCACGUUUUGGAGGCAAUUCAGCGAGUCGCCAAGGAUGCGUUCCACAACGACCUGAAGAUGCCGAAUAUUCUUCGGAGAAGAGGGCGCCCUCUUCUGAUCGACUUCGACCUGCUAUCGCCUUGGUGUGUUAAGGUGGCUGUCACAUCAAGCUGCAUCGAGCACGAUUUCCGGUCAUUGCUGGAGCCAGCAGGAGACAUUUGCACGCAGUCCUUCCGGGAGUUCUACGACCUUUUUGCCUUCACUCUCACACUGCAGGAUACCUUGCUCAUCUUUUGUGGUCGAUUCCGGCGCAGAUUGUGCUGGUCCGAAGCCAAGCUGGAUGACACAAAAUAUGGCAAGCGCCUGGAAAAGGCGCAGGCGGACUCUGACAUCAUGCGCUGCCUUCAAGGACGUGUGGAGCGCUGGACGGUCUGGCCAGAUACGGAAAAUCCUCAACCAAGUGACGAGAAGGCAUCGAACUACGCCUGCAUGUCAGCGAUGCUCCGCGAGGCCGUGUUGCGUUCCCUUGGCGCUGCCGCUGAACGACAGGAAUUCCUCCUGGCAAACGCAACUUCCCGCGAAAUAAGGGCUCGUCGUUUGGAGGACGAGGAGGGCUGGGAGAUGGAGCAGAACAUAGUCUUCUGCGAAGCCUUCCACGACUUUUUCCCAAGCAAGGACUGCAAGGCUUGGGUCUAUGGCGUGCACGAAUUCCCGGCGCUGAGGGUGAGAUCAGCUAGUCCGGGAGGUUCGGGGCCAUCCGAUGUUUCGGACGACAUCAAGAAGUCCUUAGAGAGUGGACCAUUGCGCCCGCAUGAGGAUUUUGAUGAAGGUUUUCAUUCCACUUGGGACUACAAAUUCACUAUCCACAUGGGGUUCGAUGAGGUAAAGAACUUAAAGAAGAUGGUCGAGGGUCAGCCAAACCGUGGGGCCGCUCCUCUCCGUGAACACCUGAAGUCCAACAAGUACUCGCUCUUGCAACGCAUCUACAGCAUGGUCUACAUCGAGAUUGAGGAUAUCAGUGGUUACGCGGUGCUAUUUGCGAACGAGGGGCACGGCCUCCAGCUGCUCGCGAAACCGCUGCAUGCGGACGUUAUCCGAUAUGACCUGAAGGGAGAGUCACGCAGACAGACGAAAAAGCAGUCUUCUUCGACGAAGAAGGUGCUUCUGAAUGGGGACUUUACAGAGCGAGAACACAAUAGGCUUCCUUUCAGGAACUGGCACUGCAAAGAGCUCAAGAAAGUCUUCAAAAAAGAUGUCGACUGGCUGAAAACUCAUGGGAUGGGUGAGUACAGCCUCUAUGUUGAGAUUGCCGCCGGUCGCGGGCCAGGUGCCAGAGUGGGUUGCGGUGGGAUGCCGGGGACACCUCUUUGCAAUGACAAUGAGCAGGCAGUGAGGACCAGCACUGUGUCGGUCAUCGAUUACUUCAAGAACAAGCUCUCCUCCAAUUCUUUCGGUGACAAAAUGUUGGAAUUCGUGGAUGAAGUUUGCUUGAUCGAUCAGAAGGAGAAGCUCGAUAAUUGGCAGAUGUACGUCGUGGUGGGUUGCUUUGCUGCGCUCCUCGUUGGUGGGGCGGCAGCUUGUUGGUUCUAUGGUGCUCAGUUCCUUCGUUCGAACCGACCCCAUGAACUGCGCUCGCCAGAUGCAUCGGUGGAGAUGACAAUGCGAAAUCCCGGCAUGCAGCCACCAGCACAAGGAUGGCCAGGUGCAAUGUCUCCUGGAUAUCCUGCAGCAUAUCCAGGUUACCCAGGCCAGUAUCCAGCCUACCCAGGAGCCGGCUAUCCGCAGAUGUAA